Coregonus sp. 'balchen' is the source of this 7980-nucleotide messenger RNA. The record is from the annotation of a GenBank genome assembly. NCBI's taxonomy places the organism in Eukaryota, Metazoa, Chordata, Actinopteri, Salmoniformes, Salmonidae.
AUGGGAGAUCAGAAGGUAGGAGGAACCGAUCGAACAGGUGUUUUGUGUUUGCGGCGGUCGCAGGGCGUACAAAGAAAGGAGGAGUAGCGCGGAGCACCGGGACUUUGUUAAUGUCUUACAUCAUUGUCUUGUAUUGUGUCAUUUAUUAAAACCUUGAAUGGCUACGUCUUCUAAUUGAUUUAAAAGAUAAGGCGCAUUUCGUGGAGGCACGUCGACAGCAAGGUUUGCAGUCCCUCAACCAUUUGCUGCUCUGAGCAUCAGUUUUCGCCAAGAAGACACCCAUUCGUUUUCGAGGAAAACUGCACCUGGCCGCGAUAGGUCCCAGAAUAGUCUUUAUUGAUUAAACUUGUAAAUGCAUACCAGUCCAAGACACAUUCACAACUGUCUGUUUUUAGUUUAUAUCGAUCUGCAGAGAACGAGGUUGCCAUAAUAUAUAGGUGGGUGCAGAGAGUGUCCCAUUAUACCUAUGAUUUGGGCCUGGCUCAUAGCCUAUAGCAUCAAGGAGCAUAUCAAAUGCUUCUUGGAGUGUAUGACCUGCCUGACGGUCGUGAGACUGGACUGUCGACUUUGGAAAUGUCCCACAUAAUUUGCCUGGAUCUUUUUUAAUGCAGUAUCAUUCAUUCAAUGUGUGAGUUUGGCUGCUGCAGAGAUGGGGUUCCCAUGGUGGUGCCUAGUGUAGGCUAUAUGAUGAGUUAUACCCAACAACUGGAGGCGCAUUAUUAAAUAAUGGAUGUGCAUACUUCCGGUCAAGUAGCAAGAUGCCUGCCCUGGUCACAGUUUACACAGAAGGGGAAAUUACUCCCAAGAGAUGCAGAUGACCAAGUACUGACCAUUUAUGAUUCACCCUUACUAAUUUGAAUGUAGGUUGUUGUAAGGAGGAGUGAUCUGUGUUAUCUUGAAGCAAGGUAUUUCAUGAAAUAUUCUACUGUAUAUUCUAUCAUUGAGAACCUGGUCCAACGUCAAAAUGCGAUAUAGAUUAUUCUUAGGCAGAUGCCAGGCUACUUUUAACUUUCUGUUACAUUCUGCAGGAAUCGCUGCGUAAGAUCACCACUACCCUGGCCCUGAAGAAUGAUGAGAUCACAAACUUCAUCUGCUGUCUGAAACAGAGCCUGGAGAACCUGGAGGUACUGUACACACCAUCUGGGCUGGUCUAACAUUAAGAUUACAGUCUGAAGUAAGAUUGCAGUAUGUGCGCGACACAAUAGAAGAUGCACUCAUAUGGUUUUAUGAACUUGGCAUAGUGUACAUGCCGUACUAGUCUGACUUGAUGGUCAGAGAGUCUAUCAGUGAACUGAUUCCUUCCCUAUUGGCCCCUGCAGGGGAACUCCAGCCGUGUCCAGGAGGACCUGGAGACAGAGUUCAGCUCCCUCCACUCAGUACUGGAUGAGCUGAAAGACAGUAUGGUCACCAGGAUCAAACAGGAGAGGGCCAGCCGCACCUAUGAGCUACAGGUCAGUUCACCUUUUUUAGGCUUUUACUGGAUAAGGAUUUUACAGGCUUUUGCUUUGCAUUUCUUGAGCUUUUAAGAUUUCAGUCAUUAACAUUCAACAUUGAAACAGUUUUUUUAUGACUUCUCCAGGCUAUCCGAUCAUAGGAUCGACUUAUGAUCAGUUUAGCAUGACUCAUUCUCAGGUUUAGAAUCAGGAUAACCUUUUGUGAAUAAAGCCAUGUGCAUACUGAUUCAGUGUUGCUUAGAAAUGUUGCUAUGAAAGGCUGUGUGUGUUGGGGUCUGCAGCAUUAGUAUUCCUAGAGGAUUAUUGUGUCUGUGUACUGUAGAAUCCUGUUUACCUCUCAGCCUCUGAAUGUCAGUUAGCCAGUCAGUCAGACAAAGCAAAGGCAUGGGCAGCUUUACAUAACUACAUUGCAUAACAUAACUACACUGCAUCAUAGUAACAUACCUACACUGCAUCCCUCUGUGCUUGAUUAUGUGAGUGGGAAGUGUAGAAACCAAAGUGAUAUACUGUACAGCCAAUUACAGUAGGUUAAUUGAAAAAAGGAAGUGACUCAUGGCAAUUCAACUCAAAUAACUUUUCCUGUGAACUUUCCUGUGAUGGAAAGAAACCUCAAUGACACAGUACAGAAGACAUUUGUUAUACAGUGGGGGAAAAAAGUAUUUAGUCAGCCACCAAUUGUGCAAGUUCUCCCACUUAAAAAGAUGAGAGAGGCCUGUAAUUUUCAUCAUAGGUACACGUCAACUAUGACAGAGAAAUAGAGAAAAAAAAUUCUCCAGAAAAUCACAUUGUAGGAUUUUUAAUGAAUUUAUUUGCAAAUUAUGGUGGAAAAUAAGUAUUUGGUCACCUACAAACAAGCAAGAUUUCUGGCUCUCACAGACCUGUAACUUCUUCUUUAAGAGGCUCCUCUGUCCUCCACUCGUUACCUGUAUUAAUGGCACCUGUUUGAACUUGUUAUCAGUAUAAAAGACACCUGUCCACAACCUCAAACAGUCACACUCCAAACUCCACUAUGGCCAAGACCAAAGAGCUGUCAAAGGACACCAGAAACAAAAUUGUAGACCUGCACCAGGCUGGGAAGACUGAAUCUGCAAUAGGUCAGCAGCUUGGUUUGAAGAAAUCAACUGUGGGAGCAAUUAUUAGGAAAUGGAAGACAUACAAGACCACUGAUAAUCUCCCUCGAUCUGGGGCUCCACGCAAGAUCUCACCCUGUGGGGUCAAAAUGAUCACAAGAACGGUGAGCAAAAAUCCCAGAACCACACGGGGGGACCUAGUGAAUGACCUGCAGAGAGCUGGGACCAAAGUAACAAAGCCUACCAUCAGUAACACACUACGCCGCCAGCAGACUCAAAUCCUGCAGUGCCAGACGUGUCCCCCUGCUUAAGCCAGUACAUGUCCAGGCUCGUCUGAAGUUUGCUAGAGUGCAUUUGGAUGAUCCAGAAGAGGAUUGGGAGAAUGUCAUAUGGUCAGAUGAAACCAAAAUAGAACUGUUUGGUAAAAACUCAACUCGUCGUGUUUGGAGGACAAAGAAUGCUGAGUUGCAUCCAAAGAACACCAUACCUACUGUGAAGCAUGGUGAUGGAAACAUCAUGCUUUGGGGCUGUUUUUCUGCAAAGGGACCAGGACGACUGAUCCGUGUAAAGGAAAGAAUGAAUGGGGCCAUGUAUCGUGAGAUUUUGAGUGAAAACCUCCUUCCAUCAGCAAGGGCAUUGAAAAUGAAACGUGGCUGGGUCUUUCAGCAUGACAAUGAUCCCAAACACACCGCCCGGGCAAUGAAGGAGUGGCUUCGUAAGAAACAUUUCAAGGUCCUGGAGUGGCCUAGCCAGUCUCCAGAUCUCAACCCCUUAGAAAAUCUUUGGAGGGAGUUGAAAGUCUGUGUUGCCCAGCGACAGCCCCAAAACAUCACUGCUCUAGAGGAGAUCUGCAUGGAGGAAUGGGCCAAAAUACCAGCAACAGUGUGUGAAAACCUUGUGAAGACUUACAGAAAACGUUUGACCUGUGUCAUUGCCAACAAAGGGUAUAUAACAAAGUAUUGAGAAACUUUUGUUAUUGACCAAAUACUUAUUUUCCACCAUAAUUUGCAAAUAAAUUCAUAAAAAAUCCUACAAUGUGAUUUUCUGGAGAAAAAAAAUCUCAUUUUGUCUGUCAUAGUUGACGUGUACCUAUGAUGAAAAUUACAGGCCUCUCUCAUCUUUUUAAGUGGGAGAACUUGCACAAUUGGUGGCUGACUAAAUACUUUUUUCCCCACUGUAUUAAAAGUAAAAAUUGUCUGGACUGUGAUUAAAUAUAUCCUUCUCUCUCGCUCUCUCUCUGGUUCUCUUGCUCUCUGGCUCUCUCUCUCUCUCUGGUUUUCUCUCGUGCUCUCUCUCUCUCUCUGGUUUUCUCUCUCUCUCUCUCUGGUUUUCUCUCUGGUUUUCUCUCUCUCUCGCUCUGGUUCUCUCUCUCUCUCGCUCUGGUUCUCUCUCUCUCUCGCUCUGGUUCUCUCUCUCUCGCUCUGAUUUUCUCUCUCUCUUUCGCUCUGGUUUUCUCUCGCUCUCUCUGGUUUUCUCUCUCUCUCUGGUUUUCUCUCUCGCUCUCUCUUUUUCUCUCUCGCUCUCGCUCUCUCUCUCGCUCUCGCUCUCUCUCUGGUUCUCUUGCUCUCUGGCUCUCUCUCUCUCUCUCUGGUUUUCUCUCGUGCUCUCUCUCUCUCUGGUUUUCUCUCUCUCUCUCUGGUUUUCUCUCUGGUUUUCUCUCUCUCUCGCUCUGGUUCUCUCUCUCUCUCGCUCUGGUUCUCUCUCUCUCUCGCUCUGGUUCUCUCUCUCUCGCUCUGAUUUUCUCUCUUUCGCUCUGGUUUUCUCUCGCUCUCUCUGGUUUUCUCUCUCUCUCUGGUUUUCUCUCUCGCUCUCUCUUUUUCUCUCUCGCUCUCUCUCUCGCUCUCUCUCUCAGAGUCAGCUGAGUGCGUGCUCCAAAGCCCUGGAGAGCUCUGAGGAGCUUUUGGAGGUAGCCAAUCAGACUCUCUGCUCCCCGGAAGCAGAUGACUUCACUCAGGUAACGGCUGGAAAAAAAGCUUCUACAACCUAACUACUUUCAUUUCCAUAUUUUAUGCAAUGAUGCCAUUGGUAUUUUGCUUGAGGAUAUCCAUAAUGGUUUUAGUCAUUUAGCAGACACUCUUAUUAAGUGUGACUUACAGUAGUGAGUGCAUACAUUUUUGUACUUUAACGUACUGGUCCCCUGUAGGAAACAAACCCACAACCCUGGCGUUGCAAGCACCAGGCUCUACCAACUGAGCUACACAGUUACUACCUGUUCCUUAUCUUUAUGUACCUUUAUUGUAAAGCAGUACAGUAUGUUGAUCUGAUGUGGAUCGUUGUGAUGUAUGUUUACUGUGUAACACAAAUGUAAUGUUUUUCAAUUGUAAGGAUGUGGCUGCAACUCUGUUCUUUCUCGGUCCAUAUCUCCUCUCUCCUUCUUUCCCUUUUGCUUUCUCUGUCUGCUUCUCUCCAGGCGGCCAAAGACAUUAAGGAUAGGUAUAGUACAUUGCUCUUCAUUUCUCAGAGUAUCUUCUUAACUCACUAACCAUCUGCUCACCCACACGCAUUCCAACAAAAUAUAGAUUAAAUACAAUCACGCUGUAGCACGCCCUUUUACCACUCUGUAUUUCAUCUAACCUGAGUCUUCUUGCUCACCUCACCUGUCCUCUCUGUCCCAAACAUCUGUCAGUCCCUCAUGACACAUGCUCCAGUCUAGCCCCUCUCUGGCUGUGUCAGUUUAGUUUUGUACGUUUCGAGUGAGUGUGUCUGUUCAUGAUUCACAAAUAUGUUUUUCUGUGGUACUUUAGAAAUAGUAUGUUAUUAUAGCUCUGUGUAAAGUGAUUACUAGUUACAGUAGUAUUACAGUCAGUCCUUCAGUUUGUUGAAUAAUGAGGCAUGUCUCACUCUGUGUCUCUUUCUUUGGGGGAGAGCAGUGUGACAAUGGCCCCUGCCUUCCGUUUGUCGCUGAAAGCCAAAGCCAGUGACAGCAUGAGUCACAUGAUGGUGGACUUCACCCAAGAGCGGGAGAUGCUGCAGGAAAUCAAGUUCCUCCCAGGUCAGUCUGGGAGCCAUUAUGUCUGUCUAUUGGUUCCUCUUUAAUAACAGCAAUGGACAAUGCUCUUACAACCAUAGAAAUAAGAAUGAAUAGAAUGGGCGUCUCCAUUCAAGUCAAUAAUGGCAUAAUGUGUGGACUGGCAGCCAUUGCGAGUUUACCCAUAGGAGCAAAGCAGGAAGUAAAAGCAGGAAGUGUAACCAGCAAUCUGUGCUCUGAUUUGUUGAAUCAACUCAAAUGACAUUACAAAAAAUGCAUUCCAUUGCAUGAGCCACGUCAGUUAGCAUAAUUUGAAUGAACAUUCUACAUUAUCAUGGAAAUUAUUGCAUUACAAUACCAGGCAGCCAUUGUGAGUGUACCCAUGAGUUUACCAGUCAAAUUGCCAAGGUUCCAAGCCCGUUCUAUUCAUUCUUAUUUCUGUGCUUACAACAUUCUCUACUGAAGUUAUAUUUCAAUUAACUGUUGUGACAAUGGCUUUUUGGUACCACCCAUGUUGACCAAACCUAGCCCUCUCAGUGUGAAUGACGUAAGCCCCAUUUCUCUCCCUCUCCCCAGUGCCUGCCACCCCAGAGAUUCUGGUGUCAGAGUGUCAGGUGUGUGACAACACGGUGACGGUACAGUGGGCUCUGCCGGAGCCCGACACCAAGAUUGAUCACUAUGACCUGGAGCACCGCCGCACCAACCAUGAGGGGCCGCCCCGUGCCCGGGAGGACUACCCCUGGAUGGUGGUGGAGGGCAUUCGAGAGACAGAGUACACCCUUACAGGUAAGAGUGUAAGGCUAAGGGUUAUGUUAGAAUUAAAGCUAGGGUUAGGGUUGAGCUGGGGAUGUGGACAUGGAACUAGGGUUAGGGUUAUGGCUUAAGUUAACUAGUAAGAUGAGGGCCUGUCUUUAGAUGCAGUAGCCUAGGAGGAAUAGAUGUACUUAAAUUGACCAACUGUGAUUAUCAAGUACCCUUUAUGUUAUUAUGUGAUUUCAGGGCUUCGCUUUUACACACGUUACAUGACGUUCCGUGUGAAGGCGUGUAACAAGGCUGUGGCAGGAGAGUUCUCUGAGCUUGUAACACUGGAGACACAUGGUGAGUGAACUGGACAUAGUCCUCCACUCAGGAGGGAGAAUGCAUGUACACUGUAUCUUGUUGUCCUUAAUGUCUUCUGAUGUUAUAAGAAUCAAAGAGUCAGCACAUCAACAUAAAGCCUGUCUCUAUCUCUCCACCCCUCCACUUCUCCCUGCAGCGUUCCUGUUCAAGCUGGAUGCAAGCUCGUCCCAUCAGAACCUGAAAGUGGAGGACCUCAGUGUGGAAUGGGACAGCUGUGCGGGGAAGGUUGUCCAGGACAUCCGCAAGGACAAGAACAGAACCAACCAAUCUCCCAUGCACUCCCCAGCCAGGUCAGAAACACUUUCUGCCAAAACCUUUGUGCACACUUUACAGUGUAUAAAAUGAAAGUCGAGGUUCAACUUUGGCGUCCUCUGACUCUCCCUCUUCUCCUCUCCUAGGACGGCCAUGAAUUCACCGAAGAGAGUGCCGUCUGCUCGGGUCGGCAGAGACCGAUUCACGGCUGAGUCCUACACCGUACUGGGCGACACCUUUAUCGACGCAGGCCAGCAGUACUGGGAGGUGCGGUUCGAUAAGGAGAGCAAGGCGUUCGCUGUGGGCUUGGCCCUGAGGAACCUGGGCCGCUUUGACCAGCUGGGGAAGAGCAACGCCUCGUGGUGCAUCCACCUGAACAACUGGCUGCACCAGAGCCUCACAGCCAAGCACAACAACAAGGCCCGCACCCUGGACUGUCCCAUCCCGGACCGCAUAGGGGUCUACUGCAACUACGAGGAGGGUGAGACAGACCCCCAGAUACACCUCAAAUAUAUCUCCUCCACCUUAUACUGUAGCAGCUUUUCUACAUCCAGUCAGGAGGACCACUUAACUUAGACUGACAUACAGUACAUAGUGAUUUGUAUUUAAGACCAACCUUCAUUCAAUUUGAUUAAAUAGGUCUGGAUUAAGGAUUGGAUCAGGGGUGGGUUAGGUAAUGUUCACUUGAGCCUGUCUGCACUCUGUCUGUUUUCCGUAGCUAUGCUGCUGUAUCAAAUCUUAAGCUGCCUUAGAGUUUGUGUGACAUUACAUUUCUCUCCAUCCAGGUGCACUGUCCUUCUACAACGCCAGAACCAAGACACUGAUGCACACCUUUAGAACCAAGUUCACUCAGCCUGUCAUACCAGCGUUCUCGGUGAGAAACUUUGAUUUUGUUUACUUUGUGGGUCACAAUCUCUAUGCGAGUCACAGCAAAAAGAAAUGAAACCAUUGUUUUCGAGAAAACAUGCCUUAUAUGUUACAUUUGUGUUCUGUCGAACCCCUGAAGGUGUGGAAUGGGAGUUUCUCGGUGCAGACAGGUCUGCAGGUGCCCAGUGCGGUGCAGAGUGGCCAGAGGAAGAACAGUGGUACCAGCAGCUCCAACGCCAGCCUCACCUAG